AUGGAGCGGCCUCAGCAGGUACCCAAGAAGACCCGGACGAGGUCAGGAUGCCUCAACUGCCGCCGAAAGAAGAGAAAAUGCGACGAGGGACGUCCAGCCUGCGGUACAUGUCGCAGACGGAGCGAGCACUGCGAAUGGGGACUCAAGAUUACGUUUCGCGCCGAGAACGCACAGGGUCUGGAUGGCCGACAUCCGUCGAUGCGCAAGAUGGCCAGGAGACGGCCCAGGGAGUUUGAGAUUCUCGACGUCACAUCCGAGGUUAUUCGCGAUUACAAUGCCCCGUCGUCGCUGCUAGAAUUGGAAGAUGACGACGCUGAUGCGAGUCCAAUGGGCCGCUCAAUACCGACAAACGUGGGAUCAAAUGCGAGACCUACAAGCUUGGGGCACUUGAACAAUGCCCCGGGAAGCUAUCUCACCCCACCUACGGUUGGGAGCUCGCCUUCGUCCCAGCGACAGACCGAGAGCGCUGUCGCAGACCUCCUUUACUUCAGCCAAAGUGGGCAAACUGCCCAAAACCACUCACGAGUCGCAAUAGACUCUGCGCUUCAAGUCUCGAUGGACAUUGAGUAUCCUUACAUGGAACAGAUACAGGCAUUCACACCAGGAGACAUGUCCGAGGAUGGCAUCUUUCUACCAGGCUCGGCAUAUCACGAACUUCAUUCCACACUACGCAAUCAUCUAAUACAGGAAACGAGAUCUGUCGCCCCGACAAGGUCAACGACACCUCGGCUUGAUGUCAAUAGUACUCAAGGGAGCUCCACCAUAGCCGAAACAGACGUCACUCUCCAGAUACCCGAUUUCCAUCCAUCCACAACACCACUCCUUUCAGAAGAGGAGGAAUGCGCUCUCUGGAAGAACUACUUUGACGAGAUUGCCCCUUGGCUGGACAAGUUCGACAGAGAUCGACAUUUCCAACAGAUUCUCCCGACAAUGACCAAAAAUAACGAUCACCUCCGAUACUCGAUGCUGGCCCUCUCGGCGCGACAGCUUGAGCUCAAAAAGACUCUCCCGACCGACCGAAGCCUCGCCCUCUACCAAGAAGCCAUACACCUCCUACUCCCUCACCUGCCGACUCGAGGGACGGCCGUUAUAGCUACAUGCGUCAUACUUUGCGUGUUGGAGAUGCUUAGCUGCUCACCCAAAGCGUGGCAGAGGCACCUCGACGGAUGCGCCAGUCUAAUGGAGGCUGUAGGGAUCAAUGGCUUCGUUGGAGGCACUGAGCAGGCGCUCUUUUGGUGCUUUGCCCGGAUGGACGUCUGUGGUGGACUAAUAUCGUCGGUGAAGACGCUCAUAGACGUCUCCCACUGGGCUUCAGGGUCGAUUGAAGCGGAUGUCGAGCUCUUUCGAAACGCGACAGACUUUGAGCAGUGGGCAAAUUAUUCCGUCUACCUGAUAGCCCAAGUCCUCGAUCUUUUGGCCCCUCUCCCUUCACAUACUCUUCAAGCACCAGCCCGCAACGAUUCCGAGUUUCGCGCUCGCUGGCUUCAGCUUUGGGAGUAUCUCCACGACUGGUAUCAGCAACGACCAGCCCCAUUGCACCCCAUCAUGACCAUCCCCAGCGGCAAAUCCCCCUUUCCAACUAUUCUUUUCUCCAACCCCGCCGCCAUUUCAGGCAACCAGCUUCAUCACACAGCUUCAAUCCUCAUGCUCCAGAACCAGCCGUCGGGCAUACGACUCAGUCUCCCCGCAAAGCCAAGGAGUAUCCUAUGGCACGCGCGACAGGCUUGCGGGAUAAGCUUGUCUAACGACCACCACGGGGCAUGGACAAACGGGAUUCAGCCUUUGUGGAUUGCUGGACGAUGUAUGAGUCAUCCCAGCGAGCACAAGGCGAUACUAGAGUUGUUGGAGAGGAUCGAGAGGGAGAGCGGAUGGAGCACGAGGUGGAGGGCAGAGGAUCUAAGGGAGUUUUGGGGAGACUUGGGAGACUGA
Messenger RNA from Fusarium falciforme, 1929 nucleotides. Its product is annotated as Zn(2)-C6 fungal-type domain-containing protein. The transcript has 2 exons. Gene Ontology annotation, molecular function: zinc ion binding; DNA-binding transcription factor activity, RNA polymerase II-specific; transcription cis-regulatory region binding. The coding region runs from base 1 to 1929 and encodes 642 amino acids. Gene Ontology annotation, biological process: positive regulation of transcription by RNA polymerase II. Gene Ontology annotation, cellular component: nucleus. Lineage: Eukaryota; Fungi; Ascomycota; Sordariomycetes; Hypocreales; Nectriaceae. The record is from RefSeq and is a predicted model, not a curated record.